AUGGCCCGAUACAGCGCAUCUCCCAAUUCUGAUGGGAGCAGCACCGAUUCUAUGUUUUUGACGCCUCUCAGACAACCCUCUGUUUCGACCGAGAGUGAUGCGAUUACAACACCAUCCAGGACAGACGAGAACGAAACAUCGGAUGCUGAAAAACAGCCGCCCAAAAGAAAGAGAAAACCAGUUCCCGGCAAAGGAUUUCACAAGUCAAAACGGGGUUGUUUCAACUGCAAGCGACGUAGAGUCAAGUGCUCUGAAGCCAAACCAGAAUGUCGCGGAUGCAGCCGCAUGGGAUUAACCUGCAUCUACCCAGAAUCCCCUUCACCUACACCCGAUAAAUCGCACGGAUCUUCUAUUGCGAAUGCGAAAGCUGGCGUCAAUCUCGACCACUUGCGCUUCUUCCGACACUUCCUGCUCGAAGCUUAUCCGCCUGCGCCGCAUGGCACGGAAGCUGUCUGGCACAAUGUCGCGGCGUUGUCUAGCGAGGCAUCAAACGCCAUAUUGGGCCUCGCUGCUCAGCACCUCACGCUGUUUCACGGCACCGACUAUUCCAUCCAGGCGCUCGACUUGCGAGUCGCUGCGAUCAAUGGAUUAAACGAGGCUCUCUCACAACCUUGUCUGACGUCCACCGAUGCAGACGCUCGAUACGCAGCCAUCAUAGCACUGACAUAUCAAUCUGCGUACAUGCCUGAUGCAAUGAUGGAAUUUAUAAUGAUGAUGCGUGGCUGGAUGUUUAUCCAGACGAAGCUUGUUCCGGAUCCCGAAAUGUCCAUGUUCCGCGACUUUACGAGGGAAGCUUUCGUCGGCAGUAUGAGGCAACACGUUGAGCUUCAAAGAAACGAUAAGGCCACGAUUGCACUGGACGAUUUCCUCGCCUCGCUUCACAUUGUUCGAUCGCUUUGUCAAGGAACCGGUGAGAUUAAAUAUCUUUCUGCGCUUGAGAGACUAGGCCGUCUGGCGAAAGAGUCACCAAUGGAAGCCUUUCUAGAAAUUGUUCCCUGCUACGCGUUGACGAAUAAAAUGACGGAAGACGAGUUUAAAGCAUUCACGCUGCCUUCCAACGGCACUGCACGAGUUCUACUCGCACACUUCCUCAUGCUGAAUUACGCGCUGGAGAUGCAAUUUCUCGGUCCCACGCCCAAACACUUUGCGUUUUGUAAACAGAUUAGUACGGCGUGGGUUAUACGGGUAGCGGCGAGUUUGCCGCCCAAGUUUCAGCAGCAUAUGAUGUGGCCGUUGGGAAUGGCGUCCGGUUCGAUGGGGAUGUGA
Molecule: messenger RNA, 1266 nt
Organism: Pochonia chlamydosporia 170
Lineage: Eukaryota; Fungi; Ascomycota; Sordariomycetes; Hypocreales; Clavicipitaceae
Product: C6 transcription factor
Exons: 3
Coding region: 1-1266 (421 amino acids)
Biological process (GO): regulation of transcription by RNA polymerase II
Molecular function (GO): zinc ion binding; DNA-binding transcription factor activity, RNA polymerase II-specific
Source: RefSeq, a predicted model, not a curated record